AUGUUUGAAGCAAAACUUCCACAAGCAGCUACUCUCAAGAAAGUUGUUGAUGCUAUCAAGGAUUUGGUUCAAGAUGCUCCAUUUGAUUGUAGUGAAACAGGCAUGAGUCUUCAGGCUAUGGAUUCAUCCCAUGUUGCAUUGGUUUCUCUAAAAAUGGAUGUAUCAUUGUUUGACACAUAUCGCUGUGAUAGAACUAUCAAUGUUGGUUUAUCUUUGGCUACAAUGGCUAAGGCUCUUAAGUGUGCAAACAAUGAUGAUUCUUGUCACAUUCGUCAUGACGAUGAUGACCAUGACAACGUUACUUUUACUUUUAAAGAUGCCAAGAAAGAAAGAACACAAGAAGUUACUGUACGCUUGGUUGACCUAGACAAUGAACAUCUUGGAAUUCCUGAACAAGAGUACAGCGUUGUCCUUCAAAUGCCCUCAUCUGAUUUUAUGAAAACUUGUAAGGACCUUUCUAUGUUUUCUGAUACAUUAUGUAUUGCUGCAAACAAGUCAUCUAUUGAAUUUAGCGCUACCGGAGACAAUGGGUCGUCAAAGGUUACAUACAACAAAUCAUCAUCAUUGGAUGAUGAUGAAGAAAAUGGCGGAGGUAUCGUUCUUGAGGUCAAAACACCGGUGAAGAUUAAUUUCUCUAUUAAAUAUAUGAAUCAAUUUACUAAGGCAACACCACUUGGAGAGGUAGUAAAAAUUUCUAUGUGCAAUGGUGUACCAGUUAUUGUGGAGUAUCCAUUUGGUUCUGAUGACCGAAGCUCAUUGUCAUUCUUUUUAGCCCCCAAGAUCGAUGAUGAUGUGAAAAUGGAAGCUUAA
Molecule: messenger RNA, 810 nt
Organism: Strongyloides ratti
Lineage: Eukaryota; Metazoa; Nematoda; Chromadorea; Rhabditida; Strongyloididae
Product: Proliferating cell nuclear antigen
Exons: 2
Coding region: 1-810 (269 amino acids)
Biological process (GO): leading strand elongation; translesion synthesis; regulation of DNA replication
Cellular component (GO): PCNA complex
Molecular function (GO): DNA polymerase processivity factor activity; DNA binding
Source: RefSeq, a predicted model, not a curated record